GCCUGGGAGCGCAGACAAACAGGAAGUUGUUGCCUUAUCGUUGAUUCCCCAAGACUGCAACUGUAUUUUUCUCUCAAUAUACAAUGUAAAACGCAAAAACUUGAGCAACAAGACAACUUUAUCUGGACGCACAGAAGAACCACAAAGCGAAAAUAAGGAACAGAGGACAACAAGUGAAAGACCUUGGAGUAGCUUACUAGAGAGCACCGAACUAAUUUCAGCUGUUCAACAACUUCAUCAUUUCUGUUACCGCGUGAGCAGGACAAUAUGAAUCGUGAAAGAGAAACGUUGAUGGAUGAAAUUGAAGAGAGUUUAUGGACUUUAACAGAGGACAAUUUACGCUCCCUUUGUGAAUGCAGUGGAAUAGGUGGCAAGGAUGGAUCCGAAAUGAAAGGAAAGAAUCAACGAGCACUACGGCGUAAAAUCAUGGAGGAAACAUGGGAAAAUGAGGAUUUAAUGAAAUCUGAGGAUCGGGGAAUGUCAUGGUUACUCCAACUGAAAGAGGACAUCAAAAGGAUACAGGAUGCUGGGGGUAUGGCCUCCAGACAAUCAGCGCAUGUGGAUGACGGAGCACAAGGAAGCUGCGACGCAGAACGUAAAGAGGAUGGAGGGAAUCUUUAUAGUUACCAGAACAACCCGAACCUGUCCCCCUUCCAAGAAUCCCCGGGUAGUGCGUCACUUGGACUCGAAAGCAGGAAAACACCGGGGCUGAGUGGAACGGUGAAAGGAGGAGAAGAAGAGGAGGAGGAGGAAGAAGAAGAUUUGAUUGAGGCAGCAGAGAAGAAUGUUAAAAAACGCCAGCCGAAACGCACAGUGAAGAAACCCCACUGCUGCUCAGACUGUGGCAAAAGCUUCAGUCACAAAAGUCAUUUGACUGUUCACCAGCACACGCACACCGGAGAGAAGCCUUACCACUGUACGCAGUGCGAGAACAGUUUCUACUGCUCAUCUUAUCUGAUAUCACACAUGCGAACGCACACCGGUGAAAAGCCCUACCGCUGCUCCGACUGUGGGAAGAGGUUUGGCCAAUCGAACGCCCUGAAGCUACACCGCAUGCGAAGGCACACCGGCGAGCUGCCAUUCUCUUGUUUGGAGUGUCCGAAACGUUUCGUCACGUCGGCACACUUGAAAUCCCACCAGAGAGUCCACACGGGAGAGAAGCCCUACCACUGCUCGGACUGCGGGAAGAAUUUCUCCCACUCGAGCGCCCUGAGACUCCACCAGAAAACCCACAGCGGAGAGAAACCUUUCAUCUGCGAAUGUGGAAAGAGCUUCAUUAACUGGGCCCACUUAAACUCCCAUCAAAGAUCCCACACCGGUGAGAAGCCUUACUGCUGCGAGCAGUGUGGCAAGUGCUUCUCUGAAUCCGGCACCCUGUCAAAUCAUCAGAGAACCCAUACUGGGGAGAAGCCUUACAGCUGUGAUCAGUGUGGGGAGAGGUUCGCUCAGUCGGGAUCUCUGACGAUCCACCAGAGGACACACACAGGAGAGAAGCCCUACGCCUGCGAUCAGUGUGAGAAGAGGUUCAUUACCUCUAGCCACCUGAGACGCCACCAGAGGACUCACACUGGAGAGAAGCCUCACCUCUGUGAUGAAUGUGGCAAGAGCUUCACGCGGGCCGGAGCCCUGGCGAGCCACCGCAAAACACACAGCGGAGAGAAACCCUACAGCUGUGAUCUGUGCGGGAAGAGUUUUGUUCAGUCUGGGCAGCUGACGAGCCACCAGCGCACACACACAGGAGCCAAGCCGUAUGGCUGCGAUCAGUGUAGUGAAAGAUUCACUCAAUCAGCCACCCUGGCAAAUCAUCAACGAACACACACGGGAGAGAAGCCCUAUGGUUGUAAUCUAUGCGAGAAGAGCUUCGCUCAGUCGGGGCACCUAAAAAGUCACCAGAAAGCCCACGCCAGAGGAGGAAUGUGUCCUCUUCCAACCCUCUCCUCUCCGACAUCUUUUCCGGUACCUUCUGUAAGUUCUAAAUGGUCCAAAACUCAGCUGCCGGACUCCUCAGCCACACCAAGUUCUGAAACCACAUCACCAGUGUUCUAUGUGAACACUGGCUACCCGCUACACACAGCACCUUCUACUACUAAACCCCCUUAUUGACCUGUUUUCUGAACCAGUGGUUGUCAAACCUCUCCUCAGGGACGUUUUGUGUAUUUGAUCUAUUCCAGAACUAGUACACCUGAUUCAACUAGUCAACUAAUCCUAAAGCCCUUGACUAGGUGAACCAGGUGAGCUAGUUCAGGAAUACAACAAAGUUGUGAAAUGUCUGGGGGUGUUCAAGGAGAGGUUUGAAAAACACUGCUCAACACUGUGGACACUAUGGGGUGGUUUCCCGGACACAGAUUAUAACUUAAAAAAUAAUUUAAUAGAGAUUCUCCAUUGAGCUUGUUUUUUAGUUAAGAGCUAGGGUAGUGGGGUAAUAUUUAUCAUAUAUGCAUAUAUUAUAUAUACCUCACAUGCAACUCGUAAUAAGACAACAACAAAAAAAGCCCAUUAAAUUAAUUAUCUGACUCCAUAAGAUAAAUGCCAAUAUGCAAGAGACUAUAGUUAGUGUUACAAGACAUCCUUCUAGGCAUGGUCAGAGAGAGAAAGAGAGAGACAA
Messenger RNA from Salvelinus namaycush (lake trout), 2605 nucleotides. Its product is annotated as zinc finger protein 883-like. Bases 268 to 2103 code for a protein of 611 amino acids. The record is from RefSeq and is a predicted model, not a curated record. The transcript is spliced from 2 exons. Gene Ontology annotation, biological process: regulation of transcription by RNA polymerase II. Gene Ontology annotation, molecular function: DNA-binding transcription factor activity; RNA polymerase II cis-regulatory region sequence-specific DNA binding. NCBI's taxonomy places the organism in Eukaryota, Metazoa, Chordata, Actinopteri, Salmoniformes, Salmonidae.